Australozyma saopauloensis is the source of this 585-nucleotide messenger RNA. RefSeq names its product sterol transporter. Gene Ontology annotation, molecular function: sterol binding. The record is from RefSeq and is a predicted model, not a curated record. Gene Ontology annotation, biological process: intracellular sterol transport. The transcript has a single exon. NCBI's taxonomy places the organism in Eukaryota, Fungi, Ascomycota, Pichiomycetes, Serinales, Metschnikowiaceae. Bases 1 to 585 code for a protein of 194 amino acids.
AUGGUCUGCAUUCAGAAACUUGCAUUGGCUGCAUUUGCUGCCUCCUCCUCCGCUUUCCUUAUUCCCUCAUUGGAAGAAAUCGUCGACGCAUUUGGCCACAAAGAGCAAAUCCAAGAAGCUCAAAUCAUCGAUACCUUUGAAGGCUUGCCUAACCCAAAUGAGAAGCCAAUUCCUGGCAAUGCUCCAAUUGUGCAGUGUGAAGCUCUCAACCCUCAAAUUUUGGACUUGCAGGAGGUCAUCAUCGACCCAAGCCCUCCAGUGAAGGGCCAAAAUUUGACCUUCAGCGCUACUGGCUAUUUGAGCAAAGACGUUGAAGAUGGUGCAUAUGUUGAGGUCGACGUUCGUUUUGGAUUCAUUCGUUUGAUUCACCAAACCUACGACUUGUGUGAGCAGGUCGAAAAUGUCGACUUGGAAUGUCCGAUCAAAAAGGGCAAGCAAGUCAUUACCAAGCAGGUGGAAAUUCCUGCAGAGGUUCCUCCUGGAAAGUAUGUUGUCAAUGCUCGUGCUUUCGACAAAGAUGACAAGUUGAUCACCUGCUUGACUGCUACAGUAGAGUUUCCUGCCACUGGUGCUGGACUCUUGUAA